Messenger RNA from Eucalyptus grandis, 687 nucleotides. RefSeq names its product activating signal cointegrator 1-like. The record is from RefSeq and is a predicted model, not a curated record. Lineage: Eukaryota; Viridiplantae; Streptophyta; Magnoliopsida; Myrtales; Myrtaceae.
AAUAAAAAAUCUCAGAAAGUCGUAGCAGUAGCUGAGGCCGUGUUCCAGCAGGGUGAAAACUGUUCAUGCCAAGCCCAUUGGCACAGGCUGGUGAGCAAUUGCUUAUCCUGUUGCAAGACUGUUUGCGAGCAGGAGGGAGAGGGGCCGUGUAACUUCCGGUGCACCUUCUUAAAGGAAGGAAGCCAGUAUGCUGGUCUGAAGCAAACUGCGCCGGUCCUUGCAGAGGCCGAAGCUGCUGCAGAAGCUCAUGCCAAGAGGCUUGUGGAAUAUGAUCGGAACUCCCUAGCGUGCACAACAGUUAUUGAUGACCAAAGCGACCAUUGCAAAAUUGAGGGCAACAGAUGGUUAUCGAAGGAGGAGAAGGAGCUCUUGAAAGAGAAGAAAGAGGAGAUCGAGGAAGCUGAAUGGGCCAAACGAAGCAAAGUGGUCAUGAUCUUUGGCUUGAAUGGUCUCAAGGUCCUCUUCAAUGAAAAUGAAGUUUCAGAAGUUAAAUCAAGAAACAGCAAGCCUCCAGAAGAAAGGGAAGCAAACGGGACAAAACCGAACCUAACCCUUAGAAGAAGCCGGAUGAGGCUAAGUACCGAACAAGAGUCUCAAGAGCAGAUUGGCUCGGAAAUCACUGGGGUGCAGCACGAGAGGAACAAGUUGAAACACUUCUUGGUUGAUGACCAUCUGGAAAAGACCUAA